This is a messenger RNA of Hydra vulgaris (swiftwater hydra), 1192 nucleotides long. Its product is annotated as serine protease 27. NCBI's taxonomy places the organism in Eukaryota, Metazoa, Cnidaria, Hydrozoa, Anthoathecata, Hydridae. Gene Ontology annotation, molecular function: serine-type endopeptidase activity. Gene Ontology annotation, biological process: proteolysis. The record is from RefSeq and is a predicted model, not a curated record.
CUCAAGUUGUUUAAAUAAAUCGAACUCAAAACCAAAACUUUUGAGAAUUAAUUUUCUAAAAAAGUGGGCGCAAGCAGUGUAGAUGUUGGAAAAACAAUGAUAAAACUAAACAUUUUUAUGCUCGUGUUUUGGGUGUGUAAAAUUUGGCAAUGUAACGGGUCAUCCGAAAAAUGUGUUAAUUUAGAAAAUGACAAGAUAUGCUUAAACUGGAAAAUACAAGGUUUUUGUCAAAAAGGGCCAUUUAAAAACAGAGUACUGAAGACUUGCCAAAAAACUUGUGGUUUAUGUGUAAAAAAAAAUUUAACUACUGCAACAUCUACAACUCAAAAAACAACACUUGUUAGUUCUACAGCAAUUCCUGAUGAAAAAGCUAUACAGCCAAGCUGUGGCACAAAAGGAAUAAGUCAUUCAAGAAUUGUUGGUGGAAAAAAUGCCAAAGAAGGAGAUUGGCCGUGGCAAGUAAACAUUGAUUACCGUUAUAACACAGGUAAUCCUGGUCAUCACUGUGGUGGUACACUGAUAAAUGAGGAAUGGGUAUUAAGUGCAGCACAUUGCUUUUAUGACAAUCCAGACAAAAAUGAUUAUUGGUUAAAGCUAGGUGAACACGAUAUAAAAAAAGACAAUGGCUGGGAACAGUUAUACAGUAUUAAAGAACUACUACUUCAUCCUCAGUAUGAACAUAAUGGUUUCCAUUACGAUUUAGCACUGUUAAGACUUAAUUCUACUGCAAAGCUAAACAACCGUGUACGAACAGCAUGUUUACCUGGACCGCAACUUACAUUUCCUAUUGGUACAGAAUGUUUUAUUACUGGAUGGGGAUUAUUACAAGAAUACGGCGAUGCACCAGCGAUUUUGCAACAAGCUAAAGUUCCGUUGAUCAACCAAAAUAAAUGUAUUGUGGCAUUUAACCAAUUAAACUUUAAUGUAACUCAGGAAAUGCUAUGUGCUGGAUACGAUACUGGAAAGAUUGAUGCUUGCGCUGGAGAUUCCGGUGGUCCUCUGGUCUGUAAAGUUUCCGAUUUGAAGAAAAAAACAGAUAUAUGGUAUUUAUGGGGAACAAUAUCAUGGGGCGUUGGGUGCGCAAGGAAAGGCUUAUAUGGUGUAUUUUCUAAUACAAAAGUAUUGCGGUCAUGGAUUGAUUCUGUUGUUAAUAAAAAGUACUAGACUGAAAAAGAUUUUAUCGUUACCUUAA